AUGAAAUAUUUUAUAAAGCUCUUUAUAAUAAUAUAAAUUGCCUCUUAGAUUUCGUUAAUCUAUGCAUUUAAAAAUAAAUUUAGAUAAGAUCGUAUUAAUGCUGAUGAUAAUAAUGAAUCAAAUGCACUUUCGCUCAGCAGUGGAAUUACUAUAAAACCUAGCAAUUAUGAAAAUAAUAGUUUGUUGAAAUUGCUAUCUUCUGAAUCUAAUUAUGCUUCUUUUGAGCUACUUGCUGACACAGGAGCAUUCAAAAUUGAAAAUAGCAGUGUUACUAUUUUAGAAAUAAGUGAGGGAAUUUUUGACAUUUUAGUCAAUACAAAGUUAGAAAAUAUAUACAUAAAAGAAGACAUAAUUAACAGAUAAAAUGACUUAAAAUUAUGGAAACUUUACUUAUAGGAUGUUUGUAAUGAGAAUGAGGAAAUCGUUGGAUGGACUGAUAAUUCUACAUCAAAAUGUGAUGGCAUAUUCAUGCUAGGUGGAUUUAAUAACUUCGCUAAGGGAGAAGUAAAGAAAAUUUAUGAGAAUAUCCCUGAGCAUAGUUAAGUAAGAGUAGUUGCAUAAUACCACUUCAUAGAUUAAUGGAUGGGAGAAGUUGGUUUCAUGAAGAUUAAUUCUCAUUUAACAGAUAAUACUAAGUAAGAAUAUGUAUGGGUUUAGAAAUACGAUACUACUAAAAUAAAUGCUUAAAAUCCUAUCAAUGUCUGUGGAGCUCCCUAUCCUGAAUACUAGCUUACUUUCCAAAUUGAUAUAGUCGUUCCUCAUAAUAAAGAAAAUAUUAUUUUAUCUUUUGGUUCCACACUCGAAACAGAAGACCCUGCAGAGGCUUCAUUCGGUUUAUCUAAUAUUCAAAUCUAUUUGUAGUGA
This is a messenger RNA of Tetrahymena thermophila SB210, 864 nucleotides long. RefSeq lists its product as hypothetical. Lineage: Eukaryota; Ciliophora; Oligohymenophorea; Hymenostomatida; Tetrahymenidae. The record is from RefSeq and is a predicted model, not a curated record. The transcript is spliced from 2 exons.